Molecule: messenger RNA, 1476 nt
Organism: Notechis scutatus (mainland tiger snake)
Lineage: Eukaryota; Metazoa; Chordata; Lepidosauria; Squamata; Elapidae
Gene: CPEB1
Product: cytoplasmic polyadenylation element binding protein 1
Biological process (GO): negative regulation of cytoplasmic translation
Cellular component (GO): neuron projection; cytoplasm; synapse
Molecular function (GO): mRNA 3'-UTR binding; mRNA regulatory element binding translation repressor activity; translation factor activity, RNA binding
Source: RefSeq, a predicted model, not a curated record
GGGACCGCCAGCAGGAUGCUCUUCCCCGCUUCUGUCCAGGAGUCUCCGCGUGGUUUGCCCGACACCAGCGACCUGUGCCUUGGAUUGCAGUCCCUCAGCCUGCCAGGGUGGGAUAGGCCGUGGAGCACCCAGGACACAGAUGCUGCAGCCCAGUCAAGCACGCAGUCUGUUCUCAACAUGCUCAGCCAUCCUUUCGGGAAGCCGUCGCUGGGCUUCCUGCCACUCAAUCCCAUCGGCUCAGAGCUGAGCGAGAACCUUGCGACUCCCACCUUGAGGGCCUCCCGCUUGGACAGCAGCCGUUCCCUUCUCUAUUCUCGUUCCAGCAGCCCCUCCGACUCCGACACCAGUGGAUUCAGCUCUGGAUCUGACCACCUUUCAGAUCUGAUCUCAAGUCUCCGUAUCUCACCUCUGCCGUUCCUGCCUGUCGGCGGCAUCACCAGAGAUUCCUUGAAUGGAGCAGGAUCUCACCUGGAUCAAGAGCAGGCUGCCUUGGCUGCUCUUACCUCCUCCACCCCAGCCACCUUGUCCAAGCAGUGGCCUAGGGCCACUUCCUGGCCAUCCUGGAACAUCACCGAUUCUCCAGACGACCCCUUCAGCAUCGAAAGAGAAGCCAGGCUCCACAAGCAAGCCGCAGCUAUGAACGAAGCAACCUGCACUUGGAGUGGGCAGCUCCCACCUCGAAACUACAAAAACCCCGUUUACUCCUGCAAGGUGUUUUUAGGAGGUGUUCCCUGGGACAUCACAGAAGCGGGUCUGAUCAGCAGCUUCCGCGUGUUUGGCUCGCUGAGAGUGGAGUGGCCUGGUAAGGAUAGCAAGCAUCCCCGCUGCCCUCCGAAAGGUAAUAUGCCUAAAGGUUAUGCCUACCUGGUGUUUGAAUCUGAGAAGUCUGUACGUGCCUUGCUCCAAAAUUGCUCCCGAGAUAUGCUGAGCCCCAGUGGCCUAAGCGAAUACUACUUCAAGAUGUCCAGCCGUAGAAUGAGGUGCAAGGAGGUGCAAGUGAUCCCCUGGGUCUUGGCCGAUAGCAACUUCGUGCGCAGCCCAACUCAGAGGCUUGACCCUGGGAAGACGGUCUUCGUGGGAGCCCUUCACGGGAUGAUGAAUGCAGAGGCCCUGGCGGGAAUCCUUAACGAUCUGUUUGGCGGGGUUGUCUAUGCAGGUAUUGACACAGACAAGCACAAGUAUCCCAUUGGGUCUGGACGUGUCACCUUUAACAACCAGCGUAGCUAUCUGAAAGCAGUCAGUGCUGCAUUUGUGGAGAUCAAAACAACAAAGUUUACAAAAAAGGUUCAGAUUGAUCCGUAUCUAGAAGAUGCCAUGUGUCAGAUUUGCGGAUCUCAGCCAGGUCCUUUCUUCUGUAGAGAUCAGAUGUGCUUCAAAUACUUCUGUCGCACUUGCUGGCACUUGAAGCAUUCCAUGGAAAUCCUACACCACCACCGUCCAUUGAUGCGUAACCAGAAGAACCGUGACGCCAGCUAG